Amphimedon queenslandica is the source of this 2844-nucleotide messenger RNA. Its product is annotated as beta-mannosidase-like. Bases 30 to 2366 code for a protein of 778 amino acids. Gene Ontology annotation, biological process: carbohydrate metabolic process; glycoprotein catabolic process. The transcript is spliced from 27 exons. Lineage: Eukaryota; Metazoa; Porifera; Demospongiae; Haplosclerida; Niphatidae. The record is from RefSeq and is a predicted model, not a curated record. Gene Ontology annotation, molecular function: beta-mannosidase activity.
AACGCCCACGCAAGGUGUGGCUAGGCACAAUGGUCAGCUACAUGAUGCAGUUCCUCUUAGGCUGUUCUCUCUUGCUUCUGUCAGCUCUCCAGUACUCAAAAGCAGACCAGAUUGAGAGAUCACUAGAUGGAGAGAACUGGCAGCUAUCAGAUUCUGCUGGAAAGGUCAAAGGUCUUCCAGCCACAGUCCCUGGAAUAGUCCAUCUUGACCUACUGGCUCAUAAAGUCAUUGAUGAUCCUUAUUUUGGUGAGAAUGAUGAUAAAUAUCAAUGGAUAGCCUACAGUGAUUGGAUAUAUGAAGCAACAUUUGAUUUGACUGAUGCUGAUAUCAACAAUCGCCAAUUGUUUAUGAAGUGUGAUGGACUGGAUACUGCAGCUACUUUAAAGGUUAAUGGGAUGAUGAUAGGUAGUGCUAAUAGCUUCCAUAGAAGAUGGCUAUUCAACAUGACUGAUGCAGUGAAAACAGGAACAAAUUCAUUGCAAGUGUACAUUCAGUCUGCUGCAAAUUAUUCUAUUGCAAGGAAAAAUGCAUAUCCAUAUGAUGUGUCUGGAAAUGGUCGCUAUUUCUCUGGAGCUGCAAGGAACUUUAUUCGUAAAACUCAGUCUGAUUUUGGGUGGGAUUGGGGCCCAGCAUUUGUUCCUGCUGGAAUAUGGAAAAACAUCAGUUAUGUGACUGCUAGUGAUGUAUACGUAACUGAAAUUGUCCCAAAACCUCAUUGUAAUGAAACAGAUGAGACUUACUAUAUGGAGGCACUGGUUUGCUACAUUCAACUGGUUGAAGGACAGUAUUCUAUGCAGACUAGUAUUGCAGUGGACAAUACACCAUUUUCCAAGGAAUUUAAAGCAGAUCCUUUUAAUUUUCCUAAUUCUCCUGGUGUAAAGCAAUGUGCUAGGUUCUUCUCUUAUACUGUUAAAUCAUCAGAUAUGGAUAAUUACCUGUGGAAACCACACAGCUCAAGUAAUCCUAAACCACAGCUAUACCAAGCAACAGUAUCAGUCACUAUAAUGAAGGAUGGCAAGGAACUAUUCAGUGUUAAUCAAAUGAGAAAGGUUGGCUUUAGAAAUAUUAAAGUCAUUUCUAACGAGCAGCCACCAAAUAAAGAAACAGGAUUUUUAUUUUACUUCCAACAAACAGACUCAAAUGGAAAGUAUCCUAUUUAUGCUAAAGGCUCAAACUUUAUUCCAAUGGAUGCCUUUGUCACCAGAGCAACACCUGAAGUUGCUGAACAUUUGAUCAAGUCAGCGGCUGAAGGAAAUCAAAAUAUGAUCAGAGUUUGGGGAGGUGGACUGUAUCAACCUGAUUGGUUUUAUGACCUGUGUGAUGAGUAUGGAGUCAUGGUGUGGCAGGAGUUCAUGUUUGGUGAUGCACAAUACCCCAGGGACAGGGAUUUUCUAGAGAAUGUAAGAGAAGAAGUGAUUGAUAAUGUUAGGAGGUUAGGGUAUCAUCCUAGCAUUGUGCUGUGGAGUGGGAACAAUGAGAAUGAGGCUGGUGGUCUUAAAAAUACUCAGACACUUGUUGAUUAUGUUGCCCUUUAUGACUUUACCAUUAGAGCAACUCUUUGGGAAGAGGACACCACACGAAGCUAUUGGCCUGCCAGUCCAUCAAAUGGUGCUGAAUUUGAUGUCCCUGAAAUGGGUGUCUAUGUUGAACGCUGGGGAGACCCUCAGAAUUCUACCAUGGGAGACAUUCAUAGGUAUGAUUACUCUAGUACUUGCAAUGAUGUAACUAAAUUCCCUCGACCUCGAUUUGCGAGUGAGUUUGGUUUUCAAAGCUAUCCUUCAUUUUACUCGCUCUCAAAGAUCUCAACCAGUAGUGAUUGGAGCAAUGACUCGCCAUUCUUUGCUGAUCACAGACAACAUCAUACUGAUGGUAAUAAGCAAAUGCAGAACAUGAUGGCUAAAUUCUUUCAUUUACCAAACAAUACUGAUUCAGUUGAACAGUUUAAAGAUUUCAUCUACUUAUCUCAAGUUGUUCAAGUUAUAUGCAUAGGAUCAGAGGCUGAGCAUUAUCACAGGUUACUGAGUGAAGCUGGGGCAUACACUCGUGGUACACUGUACUGGCAACUAAAUGAUAUCUGGCAGGCACAAACCUGGGCUUCUAUUGAAUAUGCUGGAAGAUGGAAGCUACUGCAUUAUGCAAUGAAAAAAAUUUAUUCUGAUGUCUCAGUGUCAGCAUAUCAGUUGAAUGGCUCAAUAGGAAUCUAUGUGAUUGUUGAUGAUCCACAGAUGUCUAUUAAAUAUUCUUUAUCAGUUGACAUCAUAUCUUGGGAUGGUAAAACAGUAUCUCAGAAAAGUGUACCAAACUUACAAUCUGAGGGAUUUACAGGAACACAAGUAGCUGAAUACAAGAUUAGUGAUAUAUUUUAAGGAAGUGUUACAGUAAAUGAUGCUUAUCUACAUAUUUGGAUAACUGAAGAUGGUUCAGAUAACAAGAUUCUUGCUUCAACUGAUUUCUUCCCUGGAAUUUUCACAAAAGCUAAUCUUCCUCAAGCUAAAAUAACAGUCAGUAAUAUGACGUCCUUAUCUUCAAAUGAAGUAUCAUUUAGUCUCCAAUCUGAUGCAACUGCAGUUUAUGUGAUGUUGGAUAGUGGAGCAUUGGAAGGAUAUUUUAGUGAUAAUGGGUUUUUAAUGAAUCCAAACAAAGUCUAUAGCAUAACAUUUACGUCUUGGACUGAUGUUAGUGUUGAAGAUGCCACCAAUAAUAUAAAAACAAAGUCAUUGACUGACACAUAUAGCUAAGCUGAUAAAAAAACUCAACCACAAAAUAGAUUGACUUUAAAGUAUUUCAAUUAGUUUUGCUAUUAGUAUUAUGAAAAAAGUACUUGCUGCCAGCUAAACAAAUGUA